UGUCAAACUAGACAAAAACAGUGAGGCGAAAUAAAUAAAAAAUAAAACACAACUCAAUAAAUUUUGCCAGGUUUCAUUCUUCAAUUAGUUUAGUGGAUUGAACGGCUCCAUUUUUAUACUAACAGAAGCAUAUAAUGCCAAAUUAAUUCGGCCAUCAUACAAUGGAAUCGAUGCAGCUUGACCAGAUUGAUGUGAAGCCUCAGUUACUGACAGGAAGCAACGAAAACUCCUCGUCGGAAUCCGAAUCCCAAAAAGUAACCGAGCUGGAGAUCCUGCCUGUCAUCUACGAAAUUAUCAGAAGUAUCGAGAAGGAUCCUGUGGACAACGCUACCAAGCAAAAAGAAAGUCAGGAUUGCAGUCAAAAGGUUCUGGAAUUGCAGAAAAGACUAGAAUCAGCUAGGAUAACCAUUAGACAAUUGCCAGGAAUUGAGUACAGCAAGGAGGAGCAGCUGAGAAGACUUGAAAGCCUUCGCAAGCAACUAGCGCUGAAACAACAACUUAUAAAAAAAUAUAAGAACGUCCAAUUCUAAUCAUGAUUCGCAUGAUUCUUCGGUAUUUGGCCAAUAAUGAACAACUUGUUCAGCGUCUUGCAGAGAGCUACCCCAUGCGCAGAGCAGCCCAAUUACUUGUAAGUGAUUUUUACAAAGGUCG
Molecule: messenger RNA, 651 nt
Organism: Aedes albopictus (Asian tiger mosquito)
Lineage: Eukaryota; Metazoa; Arthropoda; Insecta; Diptera; Culicidae
Product: mediator of RNA polymerase II transcription subunit 9
Exons: 3
Coding region: 162-530 (122 amino acids)
Biological process (GO): regulation of transcription by RNA polymerase II
Cellular component (GO): mediator complex
Molecular function (GO): transcription coregulator activity
Source: RefSeq, a predicted model, not a curated record